Chiloscyllium plagiosum (whitespotted bambooshark) is the source of this 1507-nucleotide messenger RNA. It is a transcript of the gene mettl21a, whose product is annotated as methyltransferase 21A, HSPA lysine. Gene Ontology annotation, cellular component: protein-containing complex; cytosol. The record is from RefSeq and is a predicted model, not a curated record. NCBI's taxonomy places the organism in Eukaryota, Metazoa, Chordata, Chondrichthyes, Orectolobiformes, Hemiscylliidae.
GACAUCACCAGAGCUACCGCCUCUCUCCUCCCACCAGCCGCGCGGUGUCGCCGCUCUCACCUUCCGGCGCUUCCCUGUCACUGAUGUGCUGCAGUUUUACAGUGUGCAUGAAAUUCUGGGCUGGAACAUAAUGGCUUUGCUGCCGUAUGAUGGUGCCAUGAUUCCUGGCCUCCGGAAGUUCCAUGAGCCAUCAGCAACCUUUCACUAUGCCAAGCGAGACAUAGUGAUCCGACAGAACUGGAACCAGCUUGGUGUAGCAGCUGUGGUGUGGGAUGCAGCCAUUGUACUUUGCACAUAUCUUGAACUGGGAACAAUCCAGCUACAAGACCGAACUGUGAUAGAACUGGGAGCGGGUACCGGAUUAGUUGGAAUAGUUGCAGCAUUGCUAGGUGCUGAUGUAACUGUCACUGACAGGGAGGUGGCAUUACAGUUCCUUGAGUCUAAUCUCCAAGAAAACAUCCCUCCUGACCUGCGGGCCAAGGCACGGGCCAGGGAGCUGAAUUGGGGGGUGAACCUAGACCAGUUCGACCCGGGCAGCUAUGAUGUGGUCCUGGGGGCGGACGUGGUUUACCUGGAGGAGGCAUUCCCGGCCCUGCUGGAGACUUUAGAAUAUCUCAGCUCCGAGCAGACUACGAUCCUGCUGUCCUGCCGCAUCCGUUACGAGCGAGACCAGAACUUCCUGCAGAAGCUUGGGAGUCGCUUUGUGGUGGAGAAAGUCCACUACGACACUGAGAAGGAUGUUCAUGUUUACAAGGCACAGAAAAGAAUGGCAAAGGAAGAUCUUUAACCGGAAUCUAGCCACUGUUUUAGAUCCACAUAGGAAGACGUUCAUUCUGAAAGUUUGAGUUCCCUCCCGCCACUCACCAAACCUCAGCAGUGUUUGAGAAAGAGAGUUCUGUACUUCCACUGGCUUCUUGUGUGAAGAAGUGCUUUUUGAAAUUACCCUUGAAUGGUCUAGCUCUAGCUUUAGACUUAUAUCCUCUUGUUCUAGUCUUGCUCACCAGUGGUUUCUCUCUAUCUACCUAUCAAAUCCUUUUUUAAUCAUCCAAAUUAGAUCAUCUUCUUUACUCAGGGCAAUACAAAUCUCAUCUGUGCAACUAGCCCACACCUAAUCAAAUCUACUUAUCCCUUCAAAGGCCGGUCUAUUCUUUUUGAGGAACAGAUGCUGGAAGUGGAACAUGCACUCUUGCCUGACCAGCAUUCUUCUCAGCUGUAAAGUCACUUCUACUCUUCAGUAAACCAGCAUCUUCAGAUAAAGGCCAACAUUCCUUCAGAUAUGUGCAUUAUUUUUAAUAUGUGCCCCUACCUUAAAUGAUUUAUCUGCUUGGAUUCGCUAAGUCUCACUGAUUGUCAACUCUUCCCAGCUUUUUGCUAUUUGGAAAAAAAAUUCUGGUCUAUCUUUCUUAGGUUCAAAGCUAGCGACACUACACUUCUGAGAUUUAGUCUCAACGUUUGUGUUCAAGAAAGUCCAUGUGAGCAAGUCUAAUAAAGAAAUAGUUAUGUUUAA